CUUACAAUGACGGACCAAGAAAACAACAACAGCUUUUCAGCCAAUCCUUUUGCUGCCCUCUUUGGAUCUUUAGCUGAAGCUCGUCAAUUUGUGUCUGGGCAGAAACUCGGGCAGCAGACUGAGGCGGAUGCUGGAGAGAGCCAAGACGAGUCCGACAAUAGCGUGUCAGAAAGCUUGGAUGACUGCGAUGACUCUGUGGCAGAAAUCAGUCGAUCUUUCCGCUCCCAGCAGGAAAUCUGUGAGCAGCUAAACAUAAAUCACAUGAUCCAAAGAAUCUUCCUUAUCACCUUGGACAACAGUGAUCCUAGUCUGAAGAGUGGGAGUGGAAUUCCAUUACUUUGUGUGUAUUUGGAGGAACUUGGAUCAGAGCUGGAUGGACAGGACUGGCUUGACAUGGAUAAUGUUGAACAGGCUGUAUUUACUCGACUGCUUUUAUCAGAACCAGGAAAGUAUCUGAUCUGUAUGACAUCCUCUGGAGCCCCCAACCUGUCUGCAGAGAGGGAUGCCGGAGAGAAACAAAUUAUCCCAUUCUUAUUUUCCUGUUUUCAAAGAUCAAAGAAAGAGGUCACAAAAGUGCCUGAGAACCUUUUACCAUAUGCUGUACGCUGUAAAGCUCUGACUGUAUCCAAUGCUCGCACUGUUCUACUGACCCCAGAAAUAUACCAAGGGCAGGAUAUUGCUACACAGUUGGUGGAUUUGAUGCUAGAAGAACUCAAAGGAGCAAAUUUUGAAGAGGUAACUGAGUUCUUGGAGGAGGUGAUAGAGGCACUUCUGAAAGACGAGGAGGUCCGCUCUUUUAGUGAGGUCUUUCACCCAGUGUUUGAUGUACUCUUGAAGCGCAUACAGGAUUUAGACCUUUGCCAGAUGCUACUCUACACUUACCUUGACCUUCUUCUCUACUGCACCCGGCAGAAGGACAUUGCCAAGGUGUUUGUGGAAUAUAUUCAGCCACAGGACCCCACAAAUGGACAUCAGUAUCAGAAGACUCUAUUGGGUGCCAUCCUUAAUAUAUCAUGUUUGCUGCACACGCCAGGGGUGGUUGAGAAUCAUGGAUAUUUUAUAAAUCCCUCUCGCUCCAGCCCCCAAGAGAUCAAAGUACAAGAAUCUAAUAUACAUCAGUUUAUGGCUCAGUUUCAUGAGAAGAUAUAUCAGAUCCUGAAGAACCUUCUUCAGUUAUCCCCAGAUACGAAGCACCGUAUUUUGUCCUGGCUGGGAAAUUGCCUUCAUGCCAAUGCUGGUCGUACCAAAAUCUGGGCUAGCCAAGUGCCUGAGAUCUUCAUGCAAACCUACGCAUCUGAAAGUUUCUUCCUUAACCUUGGAGCCGCCUUACUUCGCCUCUGUCAACCAUUCUCUAAGCCACGGUCUGCACGCCUGCUGACCUUUAACCCCACCUAUUGUGCUCUAAAAGAAAUCAACGAGGAGGAGCGCAGGAGCAGGAAUAUGCACAUGAAAGGUCUGGAUAAGGAGACCUGCUUAAUACCAGCUGCUGCGGACCAGCAGCCUGACUUUCCUGAGAAUUUCAACUUGGUGACAGAAAACCUGGUGUUGACACAAUACACAUUGCACUUAGGCUUCCAUAGGUUGCACGAGCAAAUGGUGAAGGUCAACCAGAGCCUGCAUCGGCUUCAGAGUGCAUGGAGGGAUGCCCAGCAGAGUGCGAGCCCCACAGCUGAGAAUCUCAGAGAACAGUUUGAGCGUCUUAUGACCAUUUACCUAUGUCUUAAAACAGCUUUGAGUGAACCCCAAAUGCUUCAGAACUGUAUUCACCUACAAGUAUCGACUGCACUGCUUUUAGUGCAGAUUGCAUAUGGCAACAAAGGCACAGAACCAAUGGCCCUCUCUUUUCCUGUGCCCAAUAUACAGCACAGCGCUCUGGCAUAUGUUCCAGAAUUCUUUGCUGAUAAUUUGGGGGAUUUCUUUAUAUUCCUACGCCGAUUUGCAGAUGAAGUUUUGGAAACUGCAGCAGACUUCUUAGAGCAAAUUCUUGAUUUUAUCACUGUGUUUACUGGCAGUGUGGAGAGAAUGAAGAACCCCCACUUGCGGGCCAAGCUGGCAGAGGUCCUAGAGGCAGUGAUGCCACAUCUGGAACAGGUGCAGAACCCCUUGAUUUCUAGUGUGUUCCAUCGGCAGCGUAUCUUCUGUUCAUACCAACAUGCCCCACACUUGGCGGAGGCCCUCAUUAAGGUGUUUGUUGACAUUGAAUUCACAGGGGACCCCCAUCAGUUUGAACAGAAGUUCAAUUAUCGACGACCAAUGUACCCCAUCCUUAAGUACAUGUGGGGAAGAGACAACUACAGACAAAGUAUAAAGAAACUGGCUGACUAUGCCUCUGAAAAUCUGGAAGCAAUGAACCCACCUCUCUUCUUACGUUUCCUUAAUCUCCUCAUGAAUGAUGCUGUAUUUCUGCUGGACGAGGCAAUCCAGUAUCUGAGCAAGAUUAAAGUCCUGCAGAUAGAAAGGGACCGAGGUGAAUGGGAUGGACUAAGCCCUGAGAACCGGAGGGAAAAGGAGUCCAACCUCCUUAUGUUUGGCCAGCUGGCCCGGUUCCAUAAUAUAAUGUCAAAUGAGACCAUUGGAACCUUGGCCUUCCUUACAUCAGAUAUACAUUCUCUCUUUAUUCAGCCAUUUCUUGCUGAUCGCACUAUUUCCAUGCUCAACUACUUCCUGCAACAUCUUGUCGGACCUAAAAUGGGGGCCUUAAAGGUGAAAGAUUUCAGUGAGUUUGACUUCAAGCCACAGCAAUUGGUGUCUGACAUCUGCACAAUCUACUUAAAUCUCGGGGAAGAGGAGAAAUUCUGUGCCUCUGUACCUAAGGACGGCCGCUCGUACUCACCCAUGCUUUUUGCUCAAACUGUACGGGUACUAAAAAAGAUAAAUAAGCCUGGAAAUAUGAUUGUGGCAUUCACCAAUUUAGCUGAAAAGAUCAAGUCCCUGGCAGACCUGCAGCAACAGGAAGAAGAAACAUUUGCUGAUGCACCCGAUGACUUCUUAGACCCCAUUAUGAGUACAGUUAUGUCUGACCCAGUAAUUCUACCCUCCUCCCGUGUGACUGUGGAUAGAUCAACUAUUGCCAGACACCUUCUGAGUGACCAGACUGAUCCUUUCAACCGUAGUCCUCUAACCAUGGAUCAGAUCAAACCAAAUGUUGAAGUUAAAGACCGGAUCCUUCGCUGGCUAGCCCAGCGGAAGCAGCAGAGUAAGGACCUUGACCAUGGAUCGUUAUAGACAGACUUACAAACCGGAAAUGGAUAUUUCAGCUUCCUUUAGCAGCAGAUGAUAUUAAUGCUAUAGACAAGUUUGGGAUUUUAGUUAAUAAGACUAUAAGCCACCACCUUGAUUUAUAGCCACAUGAAAUACAUGUAUGCACAAACUCUAUUUACAAGAAUGGGGAUUUCCAGAAAAGACUUGUUAAUUCGGUAAAUAUAGGUAGUGAGUCAACCAAUGUCUUUGCUGCUAGUCUUAUCUAUAAAAGACAUUGGUAGCUUUGUAAAAUAGUGGCCUGCUUAUAAUUUUUGUUAUAAAAUAAAAUAAUUUGAGGGGG
Messenger RNA from Xenopus laevis (African clawed frog), 3541 nucleotides. RefSeq names its product ubiquitination factor E4A S homeolog (gene ube4a.S). Gene Ontology annotation, cellular component: ubiquitin ligase complex; nucleus; cytoplasm. Lineage: Eukaryota; Metazoa; Chordata; Amphibia; Anura; Pipidae. The record is from RefSeq and is marked provisional. Gene Ontology annotation, molecular function: ubiquitin-protein transferase activity; ubiquitin protein ligase activity; ubiquitin-ubiquitin ligase activity. Gene Ontology annotation, biological process: ERAD pathway; protein ubiquitination; ubiquitin-dependent protein catabolic process.